Hyalella azteca is the source of this 3458-nucleotide messenger RNA. Its product is annotated as muscle-specific protein 300 kDa. The transcript has 13 exons. The record is from RefSeq and is a predicted model, not a curated record. Gene Ontology annotation, molecular function: actin filament binding. NCBI's taxonomy places the organism in Eukaryota, Metazoa, Arthropoda, Malacostraca, Amphipoda, Hyalellidae. Gene Ontology annotation, biological process: nuclear migration. Gene Ontology annotation, cellular component: nuclear outer membrane; meiotic nuclear membrane microtubule tethering complex; cytoplasm. The coding region runs from base 122 to 1966 and encodes 614 amino acids.
AUUUUGGGCGGAGAUAUCUUUAGUGAGGCUGCAAGACGUCUCACCUUCACUACCGCUUACAUCCGUUGACCUGCGCAUGCAUUUGGUGUAGCGCUGCGGUAGUGAAUAACUCUCGACCAUCAUGAGUUUUUGGCAGGAAAAUUACGGUUUUGUGAAGGAGGUGUAUGAUUUUCGGUGCUCCAAGUACCUGGAAUGGAUGGACAAUAUCGAGGCGAUCAUUGGCAAAGUGAUGGCGAAUACGCAGUACACUGCCAAGGAGUUCAAGAUCAUCAAGGACACCUUCACUUCCCUGUGCCGUGACCUGGAGAAGGAGAACACCAAGUCCUGGCUCGACAUGAUGCUCGAGAAGCUGUCGGCGCACUCGGCCGAGGGAGAGGAAGGCUUGUCGGGGCGCGACAAGGCGAUGAAGGCUCAGGAAAAGAAGAAGCUCGAGGCGAUGAUUGAGCGUCAUAACAGCCUCAUGGCGCCCACCAUGGAGGCUCAGAGUAAGGUGGCUCAUUAUUCGGAGUGCUACGCCUUUGGAGAUGACAUUCAUCCCGUCAUGAAGGUCCUCAACGAGCAGAAGCAUCUCUCCUGCAAAGAAAUACACCCGCACACCAUGGAGAUGGUUGAAGAUCAGAUCGACAAGCAAGAGAAGGUUCUGCGCACCAUCGAGAACCAAGCUUCGAUCUACAACGAGCUCAUAAAGCGUGGAGCAAAGCUGAGAUCGAAUCCUAACGCUCCAUCAUUCCUGGAGAAGGAGAUAGACAGAUUGGAAACUGAAUGGAAGGAAACUAACGAGAAGGCCAAGAUCAGGCUGGAGAUGCUCAACAAUGUCCACAAGGACUGGGAUACGUACGAGAAUCAGCGUGUGUCGAUCCUGCAGCCUCUCGAAAGUUUGGAAGAACAAUACAAGUCCUACAAGAAAGUCUUUGACCCGAAGAAGGGCGCCGAAUGGCUGGACCGCAAGAAGAAGAAGGCUGAGACCCUCGCAGCCACAGUCAAAGAACAUUAUAAUUCAAUCAAAGGCUCCUUUGCCAACAUUGUGGCUUUGGCCGGUGAAGACAAGCGCGAGUUCAUGGAGAAGGAAGUCGUCGAGAUCGACGAGCGCUCCGUUAUUGUUCAAAAGAUCGAGGCGCUGCUGCACGAGCUGUCUGACUUCAACGAUCGCCUCAACAAGCUCGUCGAGAAGAUGGCAGAGCUGCACGCUUGGAUGGUGCCGGCCUCUGAGAAGCUCGAGUUCAUCACCACUUCGACGGAGCUCACGCCCGAAGAUCGUGUCAAGGAAAUCUUUGAUCUGCAAGCCCAGGUGAACGAGAGGCUACCUCUCCUGGAGCCUCUGGAGGCUGAGGCUCACGACCUUCUCGAUGCGAAAGCUCUUGAAGGUGAAGAGGACUCGGAAGUUCAGCAGAGUGAGACCGCGAAGCGUCACAUGGAAGAGUUUGAGCUCAUCAAAGAAACGCUCACCACCAUGCACGAGAAGGUGGAAAUAGAGGCAGGCUCGAUCACUCAGGACCAGAAGCACUACGCUGAGUACUUCCAAGGUGUGAAGAACUUCAAGCCUUGGAUGGACACGGCCGAGACCGUCGCCAAGACGCCGCUUGCCAAGCCCCAGACUCUCGAAGACGCUCUCAAGCUGCUCGAGGAAGUCAAGACGUUCGAGGCGGGCUGCUGCGAGAACAAAGGCAAGCUGGAUUCCGCCGUCGAGAGCAAAAGCAAGAUGGAGAAACAGACCAAAUCGGACAACGAGGUGGAGACGCUCACGGGAAGAUGGGAUGGUGUCAAGAAAGUUGCUGAUGAACGAGUUAAGAAGGUCCAAGAGCUGGUGGACACAUGGAGCGAACUGUCGACUCUGACGAACAACCUCACAGAGACCAUCUGUAACAUCUCCAGCGCAGUGAAGCCAGACGUGUCCAUGCUUGAGGGAAUAUUCCAGAAGUUCAGAACCAUCAAUGAAAACAAAGUCAAACUCCUGGAAGUCAUCUGAGUUUAAAUUUGGAAAAAAUCAACGCUGGAAUCAUAACGGUUUUACAUGCAUAGUAGUUUGUCGGAAAUGAGCAAGGCAAUGACUGAAACGGACAAAAUUUUUGCGCAAUUGAUACGAAAACAGAGACUUGAGAAUUACAUCAAUGCGAGAGAACGAAAUGAUUGAUGACGUUUUAUUUUGAUGUAUGUUGUUGACAAAAUCGAUCUUUCUUCUUCACAAAUUUGUGCACCGAACUAGGGAAAAAUCACCAGAUUUUAUGAAAAUAUUAUGUUUUAAAUUAUUUUAUUCAACGAUUCGAUAGUAUUUUAUUUGAUAACGAAUUAAAUGCGAUAUAUAGGGAUCUGUUUACUUGGAAGAUUUUCAUGUUCAUGAACAUCUAAUGCGCGGAAUUAAGUUAAGAAUAAAAAUAAAUAAGUAGGAUAAAUCCAUUUUUUAGGCUGAAUAAAUAAAAACGCCUGAAAGUUACCCUGAAUUCAGGGACACUUGAGGCAAUCAGACCAUUGAUAGAAGACACGGUCGUAAUUCAUUGAUAUCUUGACCUUCAUAUUGGUGAGAAAUGGAUUUAGAAGCCCGGCCUUGAACGAAAGCCGUACCAGGAUCUGAUGAGCCGAUACCAGAUAUCGGACAGGUAAUUACAGAUAGUCGGAGAUUGACGGAUGACAGAUCGAGAGGCCUUGCAAGAAUCAUUAUGGGGAAGUCGUUGUCACUGAAGAAAAUUUAAUUAAUAAUUGUUCUCCGCUGCUCAUCAUCCCGACAGCCUUAUCUUAAUUGCGAUAAGAUAAUUGGGUCACCAUAAUUUUAUAACUGUAUAACUUGUUCAUCAUGCAUAUAUCGGUGGGUUUUAAUAAUUCAAAGUUCAGAUGAUAGAAAAUAAUCUAGUUCUUGAAUGAUACUUACAGUACAUUACAAUUGAUUCGGAAAGUGUUGAACAGAAGAUAUAUGACAAAUAUUUAUUUGUGAAGGAUUUUUCGUCCAAAGACAGAAUUUUCUCAAUUUUUUCAUGUGGUAGUUAUAGCAUUAUUUUAGUUCAAUUUUUCGUUUUUAGUUCGUUUUUGCUCAGAAAGAUCGAGGCAACGGAAUCGAAUUUAAUUUUCUGGUUAAGCUUCAACGGUUGCUGUUGCGAACCAUGAAUGAUUAAAAACAUUCAUACUUUCAGCUGAAUCCAUAAUGGGGAUUAUAUGUGCAAACUGUGGUUAAAAAAUUAAUAUUUGGUCAUGGUUUAAACAACAAUUCAUCCUUUGCUUUCCCAUAAAAAAUAUAACCUAAGAAUGUCAGGGGAAGGAAAUAUCGACUGGCAUUGAUGAACUUGUUUCGAGUGUCGUAGACAUUUUCUCGUGGUUAUUUUCAUUUGAUUUUCCCUAAAACAGGUUCUGAUAAGGAGGAAGUGUCGAUAUCUGUUUUCGCGGCAACGAAUCCACCGACUUGUUGGCGUCAGUCUAGGCAACUGACGAUGAAAGUUGGCGUGUUGCCGCUAAUACAUUGAAGCACUUCU